GCCUGAGCACCUGGCUGUUGGGUUUGGCAUCUCGCUGUACAUGGGCUUCUACCUCCUCUUAUGUUGCUUGCGGGAUUUCGGACUUUGGUUGGCCGAGGCAACAUUUAGCAUCUUGAAGCAGUACCUUUGUGUCACAGCAGUUCUCUUCACCUGUUUAGUGAUGAAAAUGUUCUUGGAGAUAAUCUGUAUCUUAGGAAUUGUUCCAACCCCAAGCCAACAACAGCAACACCAAUGCUGGUUCACAGAGGAAGAGCUGGUCUCAGUACGGCUGGGGCUAGAAGAUAAAGGGAAAAGGAGCAUUUGGACACGUUUACUUAGGGCCACGCUGGGGUGCUUUGUGUGCGUUGAGGCGGUACAGUCCCUUGUGAUGUGUCAGAUCUGACCACCAGAUUGGCACCUGAAACAGGAUCGAGGCUCUUGAGUUCUCUGCCUUUAGCUGCUCACAUUACGAGGAAGAUUAAUCACCUGCUCGAUCGAGCCACAAGUGUAAAUAGUAGCUGCAGGAAUAGAAAAUAGAAAACUGUUGCCAGCAUGACUAGAGAAUAUGAUUAUCUAGCGCCAGUCAGCACAAAGAACACUGGAGGAAAGUGGGGAGCUUGUGUGCUUCUGUUUGGGUUCCACUCUGCCCCGUACGUGGACGGCUGGACGGUGUCUUUUAGACAUCAGUAUGCAGUCGCUCUGGCGGAUGGACGUGAUUUCGAAGGUGAAAAGCGGAGCCUGUGCAGUCAGAAGGAAGUCAAUGCCAGUGAACACUGAUGGGUUGGCCAGGCGGACAAACGGGCAGAAGGUCAGGGCCCAGAAGUUGUUCAGCUCUCAUCGCUACGUGUUUCAUGUGCAAUUUACGAUGUGAUUAAUUUGUUGUUUAUUGAACUGGAGAUAAUGUUACUGUCACGCAUGGUUCUUUACAUCCACCGUGCCAACCAGCUCUGCCCUCGCCAGCCUUCUUUCCUACGUCACAUCCUCCUCAUCUUUCACCUCUCCGUCUCUGCAGACCUUCUCAUAACCUUCUAUGGUGUGUGCACUUUACUCUCUCGCUCUCCGUGAUUACCUGCACCCCCUGCAUCUCCUCUGAAUGCCACACUGCUGUUAUGUCCUGUCCUGUUAACCCACUUGCUUUUGGAAAAUGGGCCCUGCUGUGAGGAUCUCUCUGGCUCUUCUGGUAAUGAGGUGUGAGUGAACCACUUUGCAGCAACUUAACCUCCUGGCUGCAACCCCCACCUUCUUUCCACUCUACCUUAGCGUGUUCGGGCACCGUGGAGUUGUAGAUUAGCAGCCAGCUCCCCGUAACGUCACUGGCUGACGUUCAUCCUGACGUCUCCAAGGAGAAGGCCAACCAUCACGCUUACAUAACACCGAGUAUAUGAUUUUACUUGUAUUUUACUGCUAUUUUGAGAAUUUGGUGUCCUGAGGCUGAAGCCGCUGCUGCACUCUUGAGAAAGGCACCCAAAGUGCUACAGCUGUAUAAAUGAGGGGUUCAGAUGAAUGACAGCUGAUGAGGACACCGCACAAUUGAUUUGUGUUGUUGAGUGCACUUUAAGGUCCAAUGGCUGCAGAUCAACAGUGGGCUUGUGUGCCGUUCCUUCAUGUUCCCUCUCAGCUUAUUUAUGGCCCUAAAUCUGCCUAUCUAUGAGCCUCUAAUCUUCUCAUUAAUCUCCGUUUCAGAUGUGGAUGUUCUCUCCCCCUUGCACAGUGGGCGGUUUUUCGUCACUUCAUAUCAGAGAGAAGGAUGAGAUUGAUGCCGAUCCACUUUAUCCCCUCUCGCUCUACCUCCCACUGCUCUUGACAUCCCAGGCGACCACACAUUUGGAGCCUCCGGCCCCAGCUGUUCGAGCACUUCUAACCUGAAAUGGAGCAAGACCCUUUUCACGACGGGGGUCCGUGCCCCUACAAAACUGAGUCCAACAUCAACAGAUUCUUUUCUGCUGUGUCAAGGGUUCACUCUCCCUGUGUGGCAGAAACACUUUGCUUUGCUGUUGCUGGGACAACUGACCUUGCGUUUUGCUUUUUCAUUGCUUUUUGCCCUUUUCAUUGUUCAGGUAUGAGCCUCAUCCACAGUACCAUGGCUGUCUUUACAGUGUAUGAGAAAGCUGUCAUCAGGUGCGCGUUUCUCACUUCCAGGAACCUGCAGGUCUGUAUUAACCGCUAGCGCUAACCCCGUCCAGACUGUUCCACGAAAAUGGAAACCUUUCCAACAUAAGUCAGUGACGAGCCACCCGACAAACCCUUCCUACCUUAGCCAGUGGUCUUCCCCCACCAGUCAACGUGCCAGUGUCAGUAAGUGUACAAGAUACCAUAGACUUGUGUCGCUGUCUCAGGUACGGAAUUGACAUGUAGCUCCUUUCAGGAGGAACCUCAGUGGCAGUCCAGGUUUUGCUCUUACCAGAGAGCUUUGCUGCCAGUAUUGGCCAGGAUCUUCUCCACAGGAUUUUUUCUUCAGCUUUGGGGAAUGGUCAAGCAACCAUAGAGAGGGUGCUCCUUUGAAGCCCCGAUGAUGGAUGGGUACUCACCAACUGCACCCCUGAGGGAAAAUCCAUCACUCUAUCUGUACUCUUUUAUCCACAGGUCUGUCCAAGGAUUUGUUCAUCUGUCCAUCUGCCUUAACAGAGCUGUAGUGCUUGUUUGUCCUCCCUCGUCUCCCCUCUCUCCCUCCCUAAAAGGGAGAAAUUUUGUCGAGGGAUGACUGAUGGAAUGAGCUGUCAUCACCCAUUGCCACUACCUCCUGGUGUCCCUCCCUUGAGUCUAGAUCAGAUGACCUGCAUUCCUCCCUGCCCAUCUCUGCUUCAUCUAACAUCUAACUGCUCUUUGGAAGCAUAUCAGCUUAACAGGCGUGUCCUUUUUGGUCCCUCACAUUACACAAGUGUUGAUUGUUCACGGAGUCCUUUCACUCGACAAGACUAGCAUCCACACACCUGCUUCAGCACUGUGUGCAAAAUCCAAGUCAGCUUGCUUUGGAGACACUGCACUCUUUCCUUUCCACUACACCCUUCUCUCUGAGGUACUGCACACUUGCUGGCAGUGUGGUAACAGGCUCCUACUUCUCUAGUGUGAAUAAGGAACAGCCCCGUGGGUGACGCAUGCUUGUAGCAAGCGUGCUAGGGCACUGUUCUGUCUGCUCUGGAGGACCGUUGCGAUCGACUGCGGUAAUCCGCCGAUGUCAACAGGGCAGAGCUGCUGUGUGUCGCAAAUUGUCCCCGAGUAGAACUGAGAUGAUCCCGUGAGCUAUCGUGUAACAUACAGCCGUGCUGGACGUUGCACCAGUCAGCACAAAGAACACCGGAGAAGAGAACUGAGAGAACUUGGAUGUGAACGAAUGAAAAUGUAUUUCCCCCAAAUGAGACCACGUGUGUAUUUUGGCCCGUGUUGGGAAUGGCUGCUGGGAAGGCGAGUCGACAGGGAGACGACACGCGUCCGCCUCCAUCGAUACCCUGAUGACACCCGUGGCAAGCCUACGCCUCCUGGGGACUUGACACGGGGUCAUCUGGCCAUUUCUGUGCGUGUCCCGAGACUAGCGGGAUUUCUGAACAUACAUCCCAAUGGCCAGCACCUUCUGUUGAAAUGGCUCGUCACGAAACUGGGAAAGGCCAAUGGUGGAGCCGCCGCAGCAGCGAGCUACCCUACUUACGAGCCCAACGUUCCGGAGCCGCAAAGCCGAGAGGAGCUCCUAAAAUACUGGCUCCCGCUCUCGCUAGAUGACAGGACUGCCCAGAAGCUGCUCUGGAUCUCCGAGGGGACGCGCAAGGUGUCCCGUAUGUCAGAGGACGUGUGCCCCUACCUGGACAGGCCCGAGCGAUACGACCACUCUCCACAGGUGCUCUGCAAGGAGAACCUAUGGGGCUCACGGGGCUACUGGGAGGUGGAGUACACAGGCUGGGUGGUGAUCGGCAUCGUGUGUGAGGGUGCUCCCCGAAGAGCUCAGGAUGGGGCCUGUGGGAUCGGGGAGAAUGACAGGUCCUGGGGUCUGGGCUGGGCCGGAUCGUGCUACCAGGCCUGGCACAACGGAGAGAACGUGGACAUCGAGGCCAAGGCGUGCUCCGUGAUCGGGGUCUAUGCGGACCAGCCGGCGGGCAUCCUCAGCUUCUACGCGGUGGAGGGCCAGGGCGACUCCAAAGCCGUCAAGCUGCUGCACAGAAUGCGAGUACCAGCGACGGUCGAGCUUGAGAGUAACAGCCAACACAUUACUACAGCACUGAUGUGACUAAACACUCUGGCUGGAGUUUCUCAUUGCUGCCUUGUUUCAUUUCAUACGUGCCACUGAGUGAGGAUGUGGUGGUGAAAUGAACACACGCAGUUAUGAAUAAACGUACGUAUGCCGAGAGAUCCCUGUUGAUUCAUCCUGGGCUUUUCAUAGUGGUAGUGGGGAAGGCAGCAAAAGUCACUUUGUUUCUCUGUCGGUCUGUGCCUGUCAAGCAUGGCCCUAAGGAUGUCAUGACUACCAUCAACUGCCUCUGUAUACAAGGGAUAUUUAACACCGGAAGGGGAUACACACAUCUGUCAGAGCACUGGUCGCUCCUCUCACACACAAAUGGUAAGGUGAAUCCUCCCAAAAUUUUCUGCCAACAUCACGAUCGAGAUGAAUUUCCACUGACAA
Messenger RNA from Scleropages formosus (Asian bonytongue), 4588 nucleotides. RefSeq names its product tripartite motif-containing protein 16. Gene Ontology annotation, molecular function: protein binding. Bases 3311 to 4195 code for a protein of 294 amino acids. The transcript has 6 exons. The record is from RefSeq and is a predicted model, not a curated record. NCBI's taxonomy places the organism in Eukaryota, Metazoa, Chordata, Actinopteri, Osteoglossiformes, Osteoglossidae.